AUUUAUGCAGAGCAGGAGCUGCUGCCAUUGCCACUCACACUCCCCGCGCGCUGCUCGGAGCCUGAGGGAGCGCGAGGGAGCAAGCGAGCGCGCGCUCGGAGCCAGAGCAAGCUGAGGGGGCGCCCGGCCGCUGCCUGCACCGCCCCCGUCGGCAGCCUCCGCCACGCUCCGGGGCCUGGGGAGGAGCGAGGGCGAGUCGCUAAGUCCCAGUGCCGAGCCCGGCGAGAUCCAACUGCUUGGAGGACGCCCGCCCCACUCAGCCGCCUCCCGCACCCGAGCCAAGGAGCUCCCGCCGACCGCCUUGCUGGCCGGAGAGCGGGGAGCACUGGUCCCCGCAGCCCCAGGGAUGGUCUACGGGCCAGAGUGAGGCUCGCUGCUGUGAUCCCAGCCGGGGUUCAUCGCCUCCUGCUGAUCGCCCAAGGCUUCGAGCCGGAGCAGCCGGGGGCUGCGCGCCGGGGCGGCCCAGGCCAGAGAAGUUAGUUGUACGCGCCGCUUAGUGCGCGGAGCGAGCGAAGAGGGAGCGAGCGAGGGAGGCAGCGAGGCGCCGGGACCAUGGGCUGGGGGAGUCGCUGCUGCUGCCCGGGACGGCUGGACCUCCUGUGCGUGCUGGCGCUGCUCGGGGGCUGCCUGCUCCCCGUGUGCCGGACGCGCGUCUACACCAACCACUGGGCGGUCAAAAUCUCCGGCGGCUUCCCGGAGGCCAACCGCAUCGCCAGCAAGUACGGAUUCAUCAACAUUGGACAGAUUGGGGCCCUGAAGGACUACUACCACUUCUACCAUAGCAGGACGAUUAAAAGGUCAGUUCUCUCGAGCAGAGGAACCCACAGUUUCAUUUCAAUGGAACCAAAGGUGGAGUGGAUCCAACAGCAAGUGGUAAAAAAAAGGACGAAGAGGGAUUAUGACCUCAGUCGUGCCCAGUCGACUUACUUCAAUGAUCCCAAGUGGCCAAGCAUGUGGUAUAUGCACUGCAGUGACAACACGCAUCCCUGCCAAUCAGACAUGAAUAUUGAAGGAGCCUGGAAGAGAGGCUACACGGGAAAGAACAUAGUGGUCACCAUCCUGGAUGAUGGCAUUGAGAGAACACACCCAGAUCUGAUGCAGAACUAUGAUGCUCUGGCGAGUUGUGACGUGAAUGGGAAUGACUUGGACCCAAUGCCUCGUUAUGAUGCAAGCAAUGAGAACAAGCAUGGGACCCGCUGUGCUGGAGAAGUGGCAGCGGCUGCAAACAACUCUCAUUGCACAGUUGGAAUUGCUUUCAACGCCAAGAUCGGAGGAGUGCGAAUGCUGGAUGGAGAUGUCACGGACAUGGUCGAAGCAAAAUCAGUUAGCUUCAAUCCCCAGCAUGUCCACAUUUACAGCGCAAGCUGGGGCCCGGAUGAUGAUGGCAAGACCGUGGACGGACCAGCUCCACUCACCCGGCAAGCCUUUGAAAACGGCGUUAGAAUGGGGCGGAGAGGCCUCGGCUCCGUUUUUGUCUGGGCAUCAGGAAAUGGUGGAAGGAGCAAAGACCACUGCUCUUGUGAUGGCUACACCAAUAGCAUCUACACCAUCUCCAUCAGCAGCACAGCUGAAAGCGGAAAGAAACCUUGGUACCUGGAAGAGUGUUCAUCCACACUGGCCACAACCUACAGCAGUGGAGAGUCCUACGAUAAGAAAAUAAUCACUACGGAUCUAAGGCAACGUUGCACGGACAACCACACUGGGACAUCGGCCUCAGCCCCCAUGGCUGCGGGCAUCAUUGCAUUGGCACUGGAAGCCAAUCCGUUUCUGACCUGGAGAGAUGUGCAGCAUGUUAUUGUCAGGACUUCCCGUGCAGGACAUUUGAACGCUAAUGACUGGAAAACCAAUGCUGCUGGUUUUAAGGUGAGCCAUCUCUAUGGAUUUGGACUGAUGGAUGCAGAGGCCAUGGUGAUGGAGGCGGAGAAGUGGACCACCGUUCCCCAGCAGCACGUGUGUGUGGAGAGCACGGAUCGACAAAUCAAGACAAUUCGCCCCAACAGUGCAGUACGCUCCAUCUACAAAGCUUCAGGCUGCUCAGAUAACCCCAACCACCACGUCAACUACCUGGAACACGUAGUGGUGCGCAUAACCAUCACCCACCCGAGGAGGGGAGAUCUGGCCAUCUACCUGACCUCGCCCUCGGGAACCAGGUCCCAACUUCUGGCCAACAGGCUAUUUGAUCAUUCCAUGGAAGGAUUUAAAAAUUGGGAAUUCAUGACCAUUCACUGUUGGGGAGAAAGAGCUGCAGGUGACUGGAUCCUGGAGGUUUAUGAUACUCCUUCUCAGCUGAGGAACUUCAAGACUCCAGGUAAAUUGAAAGAAUGGUCUUUAGUCCUCUAUGGCACCUCCGUGCAGCCAUAUUCACCAACCAACGAGUUUCCCAAAGUGGAGCGCGUCCGUUAUAGCCGAGUGGAGGACCCCACGGAUGACUAUGGGACAGAGGAUUAUGCAGGCCCAUGUGACCCUGAGUGCAGUGAGGUUGGCUGUGGCGGACCGGGGCCGGACCAUUGCAAUGACUGUUUGCACUACUACUACAAGCUGAAAAACAACACCAGGAUCUGUGUCUCUAGCUGCCCACCUGGUCACUACCACGCGGACAAGAAACGAUGCAGGAAGUGUGGCCCCAACUGUGAGUCCUGCUUUGGGAACCACAGCGACCAGUGCCUGUCCUGCAAAUACGGCUACUUCCUGAAUGAAGACACCAACAGCUGUGUUACUCACUGCCCCGAGGGGUUUUAUCAGGACACCAAGAAAAAUCUUUGCCGGAAAUGUGGUGAAAACUGCAAGACAUGUACGGAGUCCCUGAACUGUACAGAAUGUAGGGAUGGGUUAAGCUUGCAGGGUUCCCGGUGUUCUGUUGCCUGUGAGGACGGAUGGUACUUUGAUGGCCAGGACUGUCAACCCUGCCACCGCUUCUGUGCCACCUGUGCUGGAGCAGGAGCUGAUGGGUGCCUUAACUGCACUGAAGGCUACUUCAUGGAGGAUGGGAGAUGUGUGCAGAGCUGCAGUAUCAACUACUACUUUGACCACUCUUCAGAGAAUGAUUACAAAUCCUGCAAAAAAUGUGAUGCCAGCUGCUUGACCUGCAGUGGUCCAGGGUUCAAGAACUGUACAAGCUGCCCCAGUGGGUAUCUCUUAGACUUGGGAAUGUGUCAAAUGGGAGCAAUCUGCAAGGAUGCAACGGAAGAGUCCUGGGCCGAAGGAGGUUUCUGUAUGCUAGUGAAAAAGAACAAUCUGUGCCAACGGAAGGUUCUUCAACAACUUUGCUGCAAAACAUGUACAUUCCAAGGCUGAGCAGCCAUCCCAGAUUUCUUUGUUCCUGUAGACUUAUAGAUUUACUCCAUAUUAUUAUUAAAAAGAAAAAAAAAACAAGCAAAAAAAAAAAAAAGCAAGCCACCUCUCUCUUUUUUGCUCUCUGUUUCUCUCUCUCUCUCUCAAGUUUGUGCAGGGAGAUGGUGAACUGUUUUGUCAGAACUUAAAUGGAAAAAAAAAAUAAACCUACAACAAGCCUACCUUUUAUAACUGGGUGUUUAGCACUAAACAGCCAGAACAACAGAGACAGUAUUGUAUGACCAAAGCAUUUGAUGCCAAAAUUUGACUUUAAAGUAAUGAUUUCAUUUCCUGCCCUGGUUUUGAAGGUCCUUUUUUUUUCCUUUUGCAUUUACUUGCUUAUUUCCCCUUUGAGACGUCUAAAAAUACCUUUCAGAAAACAUUGCAAGAGUGUACAUAGAUCAAAAGGAAAGAGAAAGCUCUUACACCAGUCAUUUUUCAUGCUUGUGUCCACCAUUGGCGGAAAUGUCAGGAAACUGGAUCUGAGGGCAUUAAGAACAUCCCACAGAGUUGUGUUCGGUGUCGUUUGUCUUAGUACUUCACAGUUGAGCAUUGAUACUUUCCACGCUUAAUUUGCUUCAUGCAUUGCAUGCUGAUUUUUGCAUUAUUCUCACUUGAUAAGUCUGCUCCACUGGUUUCAUCAGAUAGACUUGCUGCUACUGGCUUUUCCACUAGAUUUUUCCACUGAUGGGAUUGCUGUAUAUAGUCAAAUUGGCAAUGGGAGGAAUGCAGAGAUACAUAAAAGAGCUAGACCAAGCCAGGUCCCCUGAAAUCCAGAGUAUUAACUUUAUGGACCCUGAACAAUCUCUUGGUGCUAUCUAGCCAUUAUCCCCAUAGCAUUUUUUAAAGGCCAUCAAAAAUUUCAUUUGUGGUGGUGGAAGGCAUUUGGCUAUGAUGCAGGAAAUUUCUUCCUGGAGUCAAAGUUUCUAAAAGGUCCUGUAUUUUUUAAUAAAUGGAAUUUAUUUAAAUAAUAUUUAAGCCUGUGCCCCAUUUGGCCGGGCAACGUUUUCAAUGGUGCUUAUUAGACAUUUUUUUCAUCCUGUCAUUUGAAGAAAAUAAAACUGGAAAUAGAAUAUGGGCAGCAUGAUUGUACCCUCCUGGUUCUGUUAUUUUCCCACUUCUCUGUCCCUCUAUACCCAUGCUACGAUACACCUAUCUACUGAGUGUUGUUUUCUUUGAAAUACCUGUACUGGUUUUCUGACUCCCUAAAUACAUCAUGGAAACUAGCAGAUAGAAUUACAAGAAAACUGUUUUGGAUCCAUGAUCAGAAAUAAGCAAGCCUAAUGAUCUUUUUACCAAUUCUGAGUUUCUCUGCUUAGAGGAAUAUAGACCAAUAUCAAGUUUCUUCAUUUUUCACAUCAAAGCUCCAUUGAUGACCUCAUUUGCUUUGGGAGUGACCAGCCAUCUUGCAGGCUUUAUGCUUCUCAGAGCCUAACUUCCAAAGUGUCACUGGCUUUGACAGCUGAGGAGAGGAAUGAUAUUAAGAUAGAUUAUCCUGGAAAGCUCGGAAGUGGAUGCUAAGGUCCCCAUCCAAGCAGCAAGUUAGUCAAAAGCCUACCUUGAAAAGUCAUUCCCAGACAUCAAAGUUAACUUUCUUCCAACCCAAGAUAAAUAAUAAGUCUAAUGGUCCUCUUAAUAGCAUUGUGGUGAUAGUGAGUCACAUGAUUCAUAAGUAACUAGGUUAGCAACUGAUUUUACUGAACAAUUUUCCUCUUUAUAACACUGCAGACCCUUCUGACAUGAGGAAAGCAAGUUAAUCCUGGGCACAGAAUACAGUCUUACAUUUAAAGCACAGUCCUGUGGACAAGUGUAAGCACAAGCCUAAAGCAAGGUCAAGCAGAUGGUAUACUCCAGAUAUGCCUGCCAAGAAGUCCAUUUAAUUGAACCAGCCCAUAAUAUUUGAGACACAAGGUUAUCAUGAUAGGAAAGAUCAAAAUGAUGUCUGUGUUCUUAGACAAAUAACAAUCCACAUGACAGCCAAAUAGGUUGGGGUCCACCCGCAUGCAUUCCAUUUCCCACUGACCCCGCAGGUCACGUCACGGAAAUACUGGUUCAACUACUAGUGUUAUACUGCCUCAUUUAUCUACAUAACAUUAUUAACUAGAACAUAAUGCUUUCAAAGUUUAAGUUAAUGUUAUAUAUUAUGUAUAAAUAUAUAUAUUCAUAAUGAGAUAUAUGUCAUGGAUAGUACAAAGUUCGGAGACUUAACAAAUGUUCUAACCUUCUAGAGACAGAAGUCUUAUCUUCUGUUUUCUUUUGUCUUUUAUUUUUGAUUAGUGCUCCAUUGUUAAAUCGAAAUCCACUUUUACUGAAAAAUACUGUACAUGUGUAAAAUGUUCAGUUGUUUUUUUGUAAAAUAUAGUAGAAUGGUUGUAAUUGAUACUGGCCAAAAUCAAUGUUAUUCCACAUUUUAUUUUUUCUAAUAAAUUAACCUAAGUUCCUGUUUA
Trichechus manatus latirostris (Florida manatee) is the source of this 5777-nucleotide messenger RNA. RefSeq names its product proprotein convertase subtilisin/kexin type 5 (gene PCSK5). Lineage: Eukaryota; Metazoa; Chordata; Mammalia; Sirenia; Trichechidae. The record is from RefSeq and is a predicted model, not a curated record. Gene Ontology annotation, biological process: peptide hormone processing. Gene Ontology annotation, molecular function: serine-type endopeptidase activity. The transcript has 21 exons. Gene Ontology annotation, cellular component: trans-Golgi network; Golgi membrane. The coding region runs from base 553 to 3294 and encodes 913 amino acids.